Molecule: messenger RNA, 360 nt
Organism: Nannospalax galili (Upper Galilee mountains blind mole rat)
Lineage: Eukaryota; Metazoa; Chordata; Mammalia; Rodentia; Spalacidae
Product: putative zinc finger protein 826
Exons: 1
Coding region: 1-360 (119 amino acids)
Biological process (GO): regulation of transcription by RNA polymerase II
Molecular function (GO): RNA polymerase II cis-regulatory region sequence-specific DNA binding; DNA-binding transcription factor activity, RNA polymerase II-specific
Source: RefSeq, a predicted model, not a curated record
AUGGAGAGAAACCCCACAAAUGUGAAGAAUGUGGCAAGUCCUUUAGUCAGAUGUCAAAGUUUAGAGUACUUCAUCAAAUACAUACUGAAGAGAAACCCUGCAGAUAUGAAGAAUGUGGAAAUCCCUUUAGUCAAAUAUCAGAUCUGUGAGUACAUCAGUGAAUAUGGAAAGAAACCCUACAGAUGUGUAGCAUGUGGCAAGUUGUUUCGUCAAAUGUCAGUUCUUAGAGUAUAUCAGAGAAUACAUAGUGGAGAGAAACCCUACAGAUGUGGAGAAUGUGCCAAAGCCUUUACUCAGAUGUCAACACUUCAAUUACAUCAGCAAAUGCAUAAAGGACAGAAACCCUACAGUUGUGAAUAA